Molecule: messenger RNA, 2385 nt
Organism: Rangifer tarandus platyrhynchus (Svalbard reindeer)
Lineage: Eukaryota; Metazoa; Chordata; Mammalia; Artiodactyla; Cervidae
Source: the annotation of a GenBank genome assembly
AUGGCGGGCUGGAUCCAGGCUCAGCAGCUGCAGGGAGAUGCCCUGCGCCAGAUGCAGGUGCUAUACGGGCAGCACUUCCCCAUCGAGGUCCGACAUUACUUGGCGCAGUGGAUUGAGAGCCAGCCGUGGGACGCCAUCGACCUGGACAAUCCCCAGGACCGGGCCCAGGCCACCCAGCUCCUGGAGGGCCUGGUGCAGGAGUUGCAGAAGAAGGCGGACCACCAAGUUGGGGAAGACGGGUUCCUACUGAAGAUCAAGCUGGGGCACUACGCCACGCAGCUCCAGAACACAUACGACCGCUGCCCCAUGGAGCUGGUGCGCUGCAUCCGCCAUAUUCUGUACAAUGAACAGAGGCUGGUCCGAGAAGCCAACAAUGGUAAUUCUUCUGCUGGGAUUCUGGUUGAUGCCAUGUCCCAGAAACACCUUCAGAUCAACCAGACAUUUGAGGAGCUGCGACUGGUCACACAGGACACAGAGAAUGAGCUGAAGAAGCUGCAGCAAACUCAAGAGUAUUUCAUCAUCCAGUAUCAGGAGAGCCUGAGGAUCCAGGCUCAAUUUGCCCAGCUGGCCCAGCUGAACCCCCAGGAGCGACUGAGCCGGGAGACGGCCCUCCAGCAGAAGCAGGUGUCCCUGGAGGCCUGGCUGCAGCGCGAGGCCCAGACGCUGCAGCAGUACCGCGUGGAGCUGGCCGAGAAGCACCAGAAGACCCUGCAGCUGCUGCGGAAGCAGCAGACCAUCAUCCUGGAUGACGAGCUGAUUCAGUGGAAGCGGCGGCAGCAGCUGGCGGGGAACGGCGGUCCCCCUGAGGGCAGCCUGGAUGUGCUACAGUCCUGGUGUGAGAAGUUGGCGGAGAUCAUCUGGCAGAACCGGCAGCAAAUCCGCAGAGCCGAGCACCUCUGCCAGCAGCUGCCCAUCCCCGGCCCCGUGGAGGAGAUGCUGGCUGAGGUCAACGCCACCAUCACUGACAUCAUCUCAGCCCUGGUGACCAGCACAUUCAUUAUCGAGAAGCAGCCCCCUCAGGUCCUGAAGACCCAGACCAAGUUUGCGGCCACUGUGCGCCUGCUGGUGGGCGGGAAGCUGAACGUGCACAUGAACCCCCCCCAGGUGAAGGCCACCAUCAUCAGCGAGCAGCAGGCCAAGUCACUGCUCAAGAACGAGAACACCCGCAAUGAGUGCAGCGGGGAGAUCCUGAACAACUGCUGUGUGAUGGAGUACCACCAGGCCACAGGCACCCUGAGCGCCCACUUCAGGAACAUGUCCCUCAAGAGGAUCAAGCGAGCCGACCGGCGAGGCGCAGAGUCUGUGACGGAAGAGAAGUUCACGGUCCUGUUUGAGUCUCAAUUCAGUGUUGGCAGUAAUGAGCUUGUGUUCCAGGUGAAGACCCUGUCCCUUCCUGUGGUUGUCAUCGUUCACGGCAGCCAGGACCAUAAUGCUACCGCCACCGUGCUGUGGGACAAUGCCUUUGCUGAGCCGGGCAGGGUUCCGUUUGCGGUGCCCGACAAAGUCCUGUGGCCGCAGCUGUGCGAGGCGCUCAACAUGAAAUUCAAGGCCGAGGUGCAGAGCAACCGGGGCCUGACCAAGGAGAACCUGGUGUUCCUGGCGCAGAAGCUGUUCAACAGCAGCAGCAGCCACCUCGAGGACUAUAGCGGCAUGUCCGUGUCCUGGUCCCAGUUCAACCGGGAGAACUUGCCCGGCUGGAACUACACCUUCUGGCAGUGGUUCGACGGGGUCAUGGAGGUGCUGAAGAAACAUCACAAGCCCCAUUGGAAUGACGGGGCCAUCCUAGGUUUUGUGAACAAGCAACAGGCCCAUGACCUGCUCAUCAACAAGCCCGAUGGUACCUUCUUGUUGCGCUUUAGUGACUCAGAAAUUGGGGGCAUCACCAUUGCCUGGAAGUUUGACUCUCCUGACCGUAACCUGUGGAAUCUGAAGCCAUUCACCACACGGGAUUUCUCCAUCCGAUCCCUGGCUGACCGUUUGGGGGACCUGAACUAUCUCAUCUACGUAUUUCCUGACCGGCCCAAGGAUGAGGUCUUCUCCAAGUACUACACACCUGUGCUCGCUAAAGCAGUGGAUGGAUACGUGAAGCCACAGAUCAAGCAAGUGGUCCCUGAGUUUGUGAGUGCCUCUGCAGACUCUGCCGGAGGCAGCGCCACCUACAUGGACCAGGCUCCUUCCCCAGCCGUGUGCCCCCAGCCUCACUAUAACAUGUACCCACAGAACCCUGACCCAGUGCUCGACCAGGAUGGAGAAUUCGACCUGGACGAGACCAUGGAUGUGGCCCGGCACGUAGAAGAACUCCUCCGCCGCCCAAUGGACAGUCUGGACCCCUCUCUCCCCACGCCCACUGGUCUCUUCACCCCCGCCAGAGGCUCGCUGUCCUGA